AGAAGGCAUGCUGGAGGUUUUCUUGGGAGAUGCUGAGUGUGAAGAGUAUCUGGGGGCUCUUUGUAGACUCCUGGCUGCUCCUGAAGUGAGUUGCCAGUCUCACCUACUCCAGGAGCUGGGGCUUUAAGAAGAAAACACUAACCAUCGUUACCAGCAGCAUGGGGUCCAUAGUGAAUAAGGCAGGGGGACUGGCUCUCCACAGACGUGUGUAGUUACUGGAGUGUAAAUUUAAAGUAAACCCACAGACCCGCCAGUGUGUGGAGAGCAUGUUGGUACUUGCACUGGGCGGGACAGAGGAUGUGGAGUGGAAGACACAGGGGUGAGCGGUUAAACAGAGGACAUUGAACCGUUGCGCUGUUCACUGAGCACAGUCAAGCCUACGCUUGAGCCCCUCACCCAAAACCCAUAGGAAUCAAAGGAAAGUUUCCCCUUGAUCUCCCUGAGCUUUGGAUCAGCCCCUAAAUGAAGCCUAGGAUCAGGGCCUCACUCUCCUGUGCUCUAAUCUCCAGACCCUGUGUCCUACAGAGACUGGACAAUGGGCGCCUCCCGCUCUGGUGUUUGCUCUUGCAGGGUUGUUGCCAACACCCUUAACAGGCCCUGAGAAGAUAAAUGGCUCCCAUUAGGGUUAGGCUGUUACACCCGGUGCACAACUACAAAGGAAGGCAAAGAGGCUCUGAGUUUGGCAGGCACUGUUCCCGGGUGUGGCGCUGCCAUUCAAACCGAGAGGGGAUCAGCCCCCAGCCACUUGGUUAGGGCUGGGCCUCUCGGAGCCACGGCCUGGCCUGAGUUUCAGUCUCCAGGCAGUUGCGAUGGCAAAGCCCCAAACAGCUGUCGAACCCUAGUCUCCCUUGCACCCCGCUGCUCAGUUGUUUGGCGCAGCUGCUGCCCUUGCAGGGUGGCACCCUCAGCGCCUGGCUCUGCACUAGCUGGAUUCUCCCUGAGCUUUCUGCUCUGUUCUUCCCAGCCGGGCUGGAAACGCUCUCAGCUCCCCCUCCUCACGGCUGAUCACUGCCAGUCAGGUAACGGCAUUAAACCUAGUGGCCUUCACCUUCCUGGAGGCUGCUGCAGGCCAUUUCCGCAGAGGCCAGGCCAGCCAUGGGGCAGGCAGAAUAAUGACUCCAGGCUGGAGGCAUGGGAAUGCUGGGCACCGUGCUGGCACCGAGGCUAAUGACCUCUGAUCUCCGUGCCUGACCCUGCAGCAGCCUGUGUGGGAGCUGGAGCGCAGCGGGGCCAUAUCCCAUUGGGCUCUUGCAGUGCACCCAGGUACCACGUGGGGCAGCACCCCAGCACCCCACGUAGGGCAGCCUGCCCCAUGUACCAGGUGGCUUAGGCAGUGACAAAAUAGCUACUUUCUAACCCAUUGCCAGCUCCAAUGCAGCCCUGGCGUAAGCAGGGGCAGCUCCCCCUGAAGACAGUGUGGGUUACACCCGCUUACAACAGAGCUCAACUUGGCCCCAUAUGGGUUUUAUUCAUGCAAAAAUCAAACUGUUUUGAGGCUAAAAUCCCCGUGCGAUUCUGGGCAUUAUUCGUCCCUGAGCAGCGUCCUCUCCACCCCUGUUCUGAGCGCACUGCUGGGGUGUAACGAACGAGGAGCCCAGCUCCUGCCUGUCUUUACAGUGGAAGGGGGAUGUUUUCCCAAACGGGCCAGUCCAUCACGCUGCACGAUACAGGCCUGGUGUGCGGUAAAAAUGUCAUUCAGUCCUGAGUGCUGUCGCUAUGCCUACUUGACCUCCAGCAUCGACACGGCUAGGUCGACUGAAGCCCCCAUAGUGUAGACAAGCCUACGCACCCUGCCCGGUUCGGUGGCCAGAGGUGGCUCUGCCUGCAGAGCGGGGGCUGCACUCACCGCACUGGGGCACUGCCGUACUGCAGGAGUGCCCGGAAGGCACCUGGUAAGAAUUUGCACCAAUCCUCCACAGAUCCUGCCCCCCAAGAAGGUGCCCCGCUCUCCCAAACAUGGGUCUUUCUCAUGAUCUCCAGUGCUUAGUAUUAUUUAUGUACAGUAUUUGUAUUGCGGUAGCACUAGGACCCCCACUCAUGGAUCAAGACCCCCCCACCCCAGUGCUAGGUGCUGUACAGACCCAGAAGACAGACAAGCUCUGCCCCACGGUUUGGCCAGUCUAAGUGAGCUGUCUCUGCCUCCCAAGGAGGGUCCAGAAAUGGUCAGGAACUGAAACUUCACAGGUAGAAGAAUUUCAUUGCUCUUCCUCCUUCCCUUCCUGUCACUGCCUGUCUCCUUCCUCCACCCUGUUUGGACGGGCUGCCCUAUAGUUUAUACAAUCUGCAGACUCCUGCCGGCUGGGAUCCUUCAGGAUAAGUGGGCAGCUGAGAUGGGUAUAUGGUUCUGAUGGGCUUCCUGCCUUCCCUGCUAGGAGUCACUGGGUGAGGGUAACAAGCUUUUCGUGCUGGCAUGCUGCCCUGGCAAUUCUACGCUUGCAUGCUGGGCGUGAGCUCAUCUGUAUGGCGCAUGUGAGGGUAGGCUGUGCAGAGGGUGCCAUGUUGGGCUAGGAACGGUCUCGUUCUUGCCGGAGCCCUGGCACCUCUUUCCUGUAGUUUCGGGAACGCAUCAGCCUGCUGCAGAAGGUCCAAAGUUCAGGAGCAAGCCAUGGUAACGGCUGUAACUCAGCGCGGGGGAGCCCGGCAUUCAGCACUGCACCACGACUGUACCCUCCAGGCUGGGUUUCCCUGCCCUACUCCACAGCAACCAGCAUCAACUGGUCGCUCAGCACUUCCUGCCAGCACCCCACUCCAGCGAAAGUGAAUGGGAAUUGCAGGUGCUCAGCACCACCCAGGGCACCCUGCAGGAUCAGGCCCUAACUGCCCUUCUCUCUCCUCUGCCCUGAUUUUGAGCUGCGUUGCUCAGUUUCAGUCCAGUUCUUCCGCAGCCCACACAGAGACACACACACAGAGACACACACUCACUCACACUCCCUAGGAACCUGGUGCUGUCUGUCGCCUUUCAUCACCACCUGGCGCUUCUGCCUCUAGUUCUAACUCCACAAGGCCCAGCUAAGGAAUGCACCCAAAAUACGCCAGAUUUACCACUUCGGGGACGUUGGGAACUGUAGCUAGAGGGGGCUGCUGGGGCCUAACACCCGCAGUGCCGGCUGGCAGCGCAGGGCUCCAGGGGGGCUGAGUUUGGCUGAACACGAUAUAACACGCACACACGUUCCUAAAAUAUGCCAAUUUGCUUAAAAGCCUCCAACCAGAUCAAAUAAAACCCAAACCUGCAAACCCAAAUUGCUGCGCUUGGGGCAGGCUGCAGCUUGCAACUGCCGCGACAGGCCAGGUUGCCCCCAGCCCUAGCACAGCUGCACAAGGAGCCGUUGGUGCCAGGGUCUCAUUGCCAGCACUCUGCUCCAGGCUCGCAGCACCCCUGGCUCUCUGCCAGGUGGGUGGGACAUGAAACAGCCCCAAGACCUGACUGGCUCUCUCCUGUACCAGGCUGUGCAGCAACGUUGCCUACAUCCUGGGCACCAUCGCCGAGAAUGAGAGCGGGGCGGCACGCCUGGUGGCACUGGCAGGGGGUGGCUCGGGCUCCGAGGAUCUCCUGGAUAGCAUGAGCGCCAUGCUGACCUGGGACGACCCAGAGGCUGUGAUGAAUGUGGCAGGCACCCUGGGCUCCCUGGCGGAAACAGGUCCCAGCCGGCAAUGGCUGCUCCAAGCCCAGAAAGCUGACGAGAUUGUUGAGAAGCUCAGAGGGCUGCUGACCUCAGCUGACAAAGGCACGGCAAGCAACGCAGCCCUGGGGCUGGCCCGAAUCGCUGGCUCCCAGGAGGGCCGCGUGAAACUGCUGGGACACCCUUGCUCCCAGCACCUCCUGAGACAGCUGAUCGCCUCCCUGAGAGCAGAGGAAGCAGGCUGCAGCAUGAACGCUGCCUUUGCGCUGGGGCGCCUGUGUGACACGGACCUCGGCCUGCGGCAGCUCUUUGCCCUCCCUGAAGUCCCCAGCAUGAUCCAUGCCCUGGUGUCCAUGAUGGCCAGCGCGGAGGCAGGAGGGAGCCGGAACGCCUGCUUUGCUCUCAGCUGCCUGGCUGCCAACAAAGAGGGGCAUGACCACGUGCUGCAGAGCCCUGCCUUCCCCCGGGCUCUGGAUACGCUGGGCCACCUGCUUUGCGCCGAGGAGCAGGAGUCCUCCUGGUUUGCUGCCAUGACCUUGCAUGUGCUCGCCAGCCAGCCCAAGGGGGUGAUGAAACUCAGAGAGCACCCAGACCUGGAACACCUUCUGCAGGAAGUGGCUGCCUCAGAGACAGCAGGACAAGAGCUGCUAGAGGAAGUGACUGGCACCCUGGCCAAGCUCCGGCGCCUCCCGAAACCCCCACCCCCGGAAGCCAAAGUUCUGGAUUCUGGUUCCAUCCAGGUGACCUGGGAAAGUUUCAGGCCUCAGAGCAGCCUUGAGAUCAAUUACAGGCUCUAUGAUGGGGAUGCCCUGCUGUACCGGGGGCCAGAGCUCAGCUAUGCCUUCGCAGGCAGCGUGCCACGCCAGGAAUACCACUUUCAGCUCUGCCUUGAGGCGAGGGGCGACCGGGGGCCGUACAGCGAUGCUACGGUGCUGCCCAGAGAAGAGCCAGUGCCCAGUUGCCCCUUGGACUUCCACGUGACAGGUCGCACAGCCACCCAGUUAAAAUUGAGCUGGGCCCCUCCGGCUGAGCCUAACGGCCCCAUCAAACACUACACAGUGUACAGGGGGAAGGCCCUGGUGGGCUCCACCCCAGAACUCAGCUGCGUUGUGGGAGGCUUGGCCCCUUCCACGAGCUACCGGGUCAGCAUCUGCGCAUGCACCAGCAAAGUCCAGGGAGGGAAGGCCACGCUGCUCACCAAGACCAUGUCCCUGAGGGGCCAUGCCCCGGAGGGGUUAACCCUUCUAGUGCUGGGGCGCAGUGAGAUCUUUGUGACGUGGGACGUGCCCAAAGCGCCCCUGGGACGCUUCUUUAACUAUGAGCUGUGCCUGAAUGGGGAAGUGGUGUACCUGGGCACGGCACGCUCCUACAUGGCCCGCAGGCUCAGGGCCAACACGGCCUACACCUGCACCAUCAGUGCCCUCACCAGCGCGGGUCGCUGUGUCAGCCGGCCAGUCACCAAACGCACACCCAGGGACGACUACAGCGAUGUCAGCAGGAGAGACCCUUCCCUGUCCUGCUCCAGACAGCCAAGCCAGAAGACUCGAGCUGCCGGCCCCUCCAAGGCUGCCCCACUUCCCAGGGACGCUGGGCACCCAAAGCAGCGGGCGCCGGAUGCAAAGAGCCUCCCCAGGCAAACUGCACUUCAGCCCAGCGGGGAGAACAGCUCAGCCGAACCUGGGGCGCCGAGCAGACCGCUCUUCCCAGAGCUGGCAACAGUCCUCCCUCUUGGGCACCCGGCUUGGCAGGGCUCACCCGGUCUGCGUGCUGUGCCCAUGUCCCUUCAGCUCAGUCGCUCCCUAGAGCGGAGGAAACCCAGACCGGCAGCCUCAGGCCAGCAGAGGCCGAGCUACGGGCACCCCCCUGUCCUGGAGAGCUUGGAGCAUCCGCAGCUCAGGGCUCCAUUGGGGAGCCAACAGCUCCGGGGGCUGCAGAGGCCAAAGCCACAAACAAGGACUGGCCGGGGCUGUAGCCGGCUCCUGCCCGCCGAGGAGCAGCACCGGAGUCCUCAGAAGACAGCUGUGCCCCUGGGCGUGUCUCACAAGGGAAACGUCAGCCUCCACCCUGCAAUGGCACCCACGAGAGUUCUCUGCCCACAGCAGCGGGAUGGCUGCAGGCAUGGAGCCGGGUUUAAUGCUGAAUGCACAAGGGAAGACAUGCCCUCGGGGAGAGGCCACCCCUGCCUGCCACUGCUCUGCCUUUCAGAUUGGCUGGCAGGGCUCAGCCGGCGGGCCCCACAGCAUGGCAGGUGCCGGGGGCUGAGCAUGUUGGAGCGUGAGGGGACCUGGAGGGCUCUGAUGCCCAGAUUCCCUGCAGGCCCCCGAAGCUUCCCAGCUAACCUCCUCCCUGCGUUGGGCAGGAGGCCCUCUGGCCAGACACCCCAGGGGACGCUCCUCGGAGACCACCUGCUCACCCAGGCCGUGGUAAGUGGUGACUCUCGGGACGUGCUCCCCUGUGCAGCUAGGACUCAGGCCCCGGGAACACUCUGUGUCGUACUCCUCACCUGGCACCAGCAGUCUCCGAGCCCAGGGCCCUGUCAGGCCCCAGUGUGGGCCAAGAAGGAAUCUCUCCUGUCUCCUCUCCUUGCUGGGGGGUUGUGCAUUUCCAAAGUGAUCCCGGCUGGCUUUACCACCUCCCUUUGUGUUGUUACUACCAGAGCUCCUGGAGGUCUCAGCUGAGCUCAGGGCACUGGACUGACACAGUCCCUGCCCCAAAAGCUUACAGCCUCAAGAGACAAAGGGUGGCAAGAGGAACUAAUGCACAGAAAGGAGAAGCGACUUGCCCAAGGUCACCCAGAAGGUCAGUGGCAGAGCUGGCAAUAGACCCUGGGUCCCUUGAGCCCCUGUCCAGCCUGCUAACCGCUAGGCUGCACUGCCUUCCCUUUUCUGCUCCUUUGACGCCCCCAUCCUCCCUCACUGCAGACCCUCCAAAGCUCCCAGUUCUCAGGGCUAUGGCCCAGGGUGGGGGGAGGCUCUGUUCUGAAGGAAAUG
Caretta caretta (loggerhead turtle) is the source of this 6610-nucleotide messenger RNA. NCBI's taxonomy places the organism in Eukaryota, Metazoa, Chordata, Testudines, Cheloniidae. The record is from RefSeq and is a predicted model, not a curated record.